This is a messenger RNA of Polyodon spathula (Mississippi paddlefish), 2965 nucleotides long. RefSeq names its product 2-hydroxyacylsphingosine 1-beta-galactosyltransferase-like. The record is from RefSeq and is a predicted model, not a curated record. The transcript has 6 exons. Gene Ontology annotation, molecular function: UDP-glycosyltransferase activity. Lineage: Eukaryota; Metazoa; Chordata; Actinopteri; Acipenseriformes; Polyodontidae. Bases 133 to 1752 code for a protein of 539 amino acids.
GGCUUGUUCACAAACUGCAGUUCUAGAGAGCUGUGCCUGCUGAAAACAGCGAGUUUUCUUCACCACUACACUACAGAGACUUGAUUUCAAUAGUGUUAACAGGAUUCGCCAGAUAAGGUCAGCUCACAAGCCAUGAAGUUGCUUCCUGCCAUUUUUGCCUUACUGUGGUGUGUUGCUGCUAGCCUGACGUGGGCUGCCAAAAUUGUUGUUGUGCCUCCUAUCAUGUUUGAGAGCCACCUGUACAUCUUCAAGACUCUGGCGUCUGCCUUACACCAAGAAGGGCAUGAUACUGUCUUCCUUGUUUCCGAGGGCCGUGAGGUGCCCCCAUCUCAUCACUACCGCUUUCAGCGAUACCCAGGCAUCUUUAACAGCACCACAGCGGAUGAUUUUCUACAGUCCAAGAUGAAGAACAUCUUCUCAGGACGUCUGACUGCGCUAGAACUCUUUGAUAUCUUGGAGCACUACUCCCAGAACUGCGACCUAAUGGUUGGAAACCAGAAUCUCAUUUCUCGCCUCAGGGAAGAAGAGUUUGACCUGCUCCUGGUUGACCCCAACGAGAUGUGUGGCUUUGUCAUUGCUCAUCUCCUAGGGGUGAGGUAUGCAGUCUUUAGCACAGGUCUGUGGUACCCAGCAGAAGUAGGGGCUCCAGCUCCCUUAUCAUAUGUUCCUGAAUUUAACUCACUUCUCACAGACAACAUGAACCUUUUCCAAAGGAUUACAAACACGGCCAUCUACUUGGUCUCGCGCUUUGGGGUGCAGUUUCUAGUACUGCCUAGGUAUGACCGAAUCAUGAAGAAGUACAGUAUACAGCCAGAGGUGUCAACGUAUGACUUGGUUCAAGGAAGCAGCCUCUGGAUGCUGUCUACAGACACGGCCCUGGAGUUUCCACGACCUACUUUACCUCAUGUGGUGUAUGUGGGGGGCAUCCUCACUAAACCUGCCAGCCCUCUACCAGAAGAGUUCCUAACAUGGGCUGGUACAACAGAAGAACAUGGCUUUGUAUUGGUGUCCUUUGGAGCUGGAGUUAAGUACUUAUCAGAUGAUAUUGCGCAUAUGUUGGCCGGAGCUCUGGGUCGGCUUCCUCAGAAGGUGAUUUGGAGGUUUUCAGGUACAAAACCAAGCAAUUUAGGAAAUAAUACUAAACUUGUGGAAUGGAUGCCACAAAAUGAUCUUCUUGGUCACUCGAACAUUAAAGCAUUCCUUAGUCAUGGAGGUCUGAAUAGUAUUUAUGAAGCAAUGUACCAUGGUGUGCCUGUAGUGGGAAUCCCUUUGUUUGGAGACCACUAUGACACAAUGACACGAGUGCAAGCUAAAGGAAUGGGGAUCCUUCUGGAAUGGAAGAAGAUGACAGAAGAAGAGCUAUAUCAGUCAAUGAUUAAAGUCAUACAGGAUUCCAGGUACAGACAAGAUGCUCAGUUGCUAUCCCAGAUCCACAAAGACCAGCCUGAUCACCCUGUAAGCCGCACAGUUUACUGGAUCAAUUAUAUCCUCCGCCACAAUGGAGCCAAGCAUCUUCGCUCUGCUGUGCACAGCAUCCCUUGCUAUCAAUACUUCCUUCUAGAUGUAGCUCUAGUUAUGUUAGUAGGGACACUUAUAAUUCUGUAUACACUGUCCCGGAUUGUAAAAUUGAUUGCUGCAAGUGUGUGGUCUAGCUCAGUACAAAGCAAGGCCAAUGGAUACUACCAUAAUGGAAUACCAAAUGGCAAACACAGAAGAAACGGCCACAUUAAACAUGACAAGAAAGUAAAAUGAGCAAACUGAUGGUUCUUUAGUAAGCUAGUAUCAUUCAAAAUACUGUUGAACUUCAGGUAAUUUUAAACAAACAAAUCUCUUUCAUUUGUUUAGUAUUUUACUAAUUUUCCUACACAACACUCCUUUCUUUCUUUCUUUCUUUCUUUCUUUCUUUCUUUCUUUCUUUCUUUCUUUCUUUCUUUCUUUCAAGAAGCACAAAUACGCAGUUCAUUAUUUCUCAAUAGAUUGUUUUGUCAUCGAAAGUGAAGGCCCAGGUGAUCAAUAUGAGUUUAGGUAUCUUUCUUUUUUUUUUUUUUUUUAAUAAUGCUGAAUGAUCAGAUUGCACUGUGAAGAUGUAGCAUAUCAGCAGUGACUUUAGUACAACAUUUAACAUACAAACAUAUUGAGUGUUAAGGCCUCUUCGCAGCGGACGUGAGGUGACACAGAACAUGUAGUUUUGAUUUGAACCAUUCACACUAACUGCGAUGCGACUGGGCGACACUGAAGCGGUGCACAAAAAAUAAGAUUGAUGUCUAUUUUUGCAAUUGUCAUACGGCAGCUAGGGAACUGACCAAGGACCAAUCGGAGAAGAGUCGUCUAACGCAUCGAGCAUGCUUGUCGUCACUGGUGUGAAAGGUAGUGUUGCAGUGAAAGUAUCACUUUAUCGCAGGACAAAUCGCAUCGCGUCUGGUGUGAAUAGGCCUUUAGACCGUAAAAGACCAGAAAGUGACUUUUAUAUAGACACAUUGGUCUCUGACAUCAGAAUUCCUGAGCUCAUUUUAUUGCUAGACAUUCUAAGAAGUAACUAGCUGUGUUCUUUCUUGAAAAUUGAAAGACAGAACUUGCAUUUCCAUUCCAGGCAAUCGUGAUGGGUACUGUACAUAUUGCACGAAAAUUCCAACAAUGAGAAAACACUUGAUAGAUUUUUAUCGGCUGAUUUCACUGGAUUAAUCUAAUGUGUCGGUAAUCCUUGUAGAAAUCCUGUGAAUGUCAGUGGCGUCAUGAUUGCUUUUGAACAUAAACAAACUAGGCGUGUCGUAUAAAUUUCAGAUACUUGCAGAAGAUUUCUAAUAGCAAAAUCUCACAAAGCCAUCUUGGACCGAUCCUGUUCAGGUCAGUGGUACAUAUAAAUAAUGACCUGUACCAUACUACCAAGCCGUUUUAUGUUUUUGAUACUCUUUCAACAUAUUUACUCAAAUUUUUUUUUUUUUCAGUUACAUUUAAUUGAUGACAU